This is a messenger RNA of Parus major (Great Tit), 4547 nucleotides long. RefSeq names its product cilia and flagella associated protein 91 (gene CFAP91). The record is from RefSeq and is a predicted model, not a curated record. Bases 1951 to 4095 code for a protein of 714 amino acids. NCBI's taxonomy places the organism in Eukaryota, Metazoa, Chordata, Aves, Passeriformes, Paridae. The transcript has 16 exons.
AGCUCACAUGUUCACCUUGUCUUUUUCUGUAUACACAUGGGUAGAAACUCUGUCUCAGUCCUAAGCUGCUCCCUUAAAACAGCAAAGUACAAAACAGAGAAAGAAGUUUUUAGAUAAAACAAGACAACACGGAGUAGCCAUGAUUGCUGGCCUAUGGUGACUGUAACAGCAGCCAAGAAAUACCCAGCUUCAUGCUCUGAGUCACUUCCUAAGCUGUGUGUCAAUAUUUUUAAUAGACUACUUUCAUAUGCUGUUAACUAUAGCUUGUUUAUGUUACUUAGACCUAAUAAAAUAAGUGGGCAGCUGCUGGGCUGUUGUUCAAGCAGAGCUGACAUUUCACACAGCUCGUUUACUUACCUUGGGAUAUACUUACACCUACUUAGACUAAAAUGAAAUAUCUAGUGACAUCUAAGCAGCCAAUAAAGACUUCAAAUCCAUGCUAAUUCUUCACACAGAAUCACAAAGUUUAACUUCCUAGCUAAUCCUUACCUAGUUAGCCCAUGCUUGGCUUCCUAUUACAUUUCCUCCCCUGCUGUCAUUAUUCUCCUUAGCUAGUUUAAAACCAGGUAGAGCAUGUCUGUGGGAGCUGCAGUCACUCCUUCAGACAGGAGUGAUUGAUAGCUGCACAGGAUACAUACAGGUAGAAUGCCAGAGGAAAACACACUUGGUGCAACUGCACAAUGAAUAGGAUUUUAAACUGGAUUUAAACAUGCACUGCUGAAGCUGUGCAUGUGACUGAGACUGCAAGGCAGAUAUUCUGAACUCAGACUUCAUUGCUGUACAGCGAGGAGAAAAGCCCUGAGCAGCUUUCCAACAAUGGAGUCAGGGAGCAUUUUUUUGAAGAAUGUUGCUGGUUUUCUCUUACUCCAUUAUCAUAGAAUGCUUCUUAUAUCUACAUGAAAACAAAAAAGUAUUUGUCUGCCUCUCCAUAGAGAGAUAUGCAGACAGAGCUGGGAACAUUGCCUGUCAUCAGUGAGACCCUUGCAACAAUGGCUGUGGUAACAGUUCAGGCCAGAUGAAGUAAACAGAACUAAAGUUGUCAUGUCACAGGUGUAAUGGCACAGGUGGGUGUGGUGGCAGACUCUUGCAUAAAACAUGUUUUAGAAUCAAUCAGCAAGUGCAUAAUGUGUCAUUCAAAACCCUACAUUCUUGAAUUCUUAAUCUGUAGCUUCAUAAAUUGGGAUGGACAGAGGCUGUGAUACUGUUAGUUCAUAGGUAUUCUAAAUUCUCAAAAGUUGAACUCCUUUUGAAGAGAAAUGGAACAAAAAUGCAAUUUCAUGUACAGCAAGAAGCUACUCAUGGUAGGGUGCCUAGAUCUUCAUCAACUGACAUUGUCUUACAUUCUGGUGAGUACUUGAAAUGUCACCUGUAUGCAUUUGAGUUAGCAUCUGCUGAAAUCAAAGGGGCAAUUCAUAACUCAGUUCUGAUUUCAGUUUUUACAGAAGCUCAAGCCAAUAGAGCUACAUCACUUAUACUUACAAUUGCAAAGAUUUAUUGGCAACCAUAAAUUUAGCAAUUUAAGGCAUAUCUACCCGGGGAAAUUAGUCCUUAAAAGGAAGGAUGUAGAUGUUAAAUGUGAUCAUUUUUGUGUGCUAGCUCCCUUUGAGUUAUUUUUAACAAAUGCUAAAAUUGUUCCAGUAUAAAAUAAUGUAACUUUACCCUGCAAGUGGAAUAUGUUACUUAAUUUCUAGAGCACUAGAAAUAGGAGGGAGUUACAUGGGGUAAUGUGCUAGAAGUUCACAUUGCUGCACAUUCACAGUUGCUGCACACUAACUUCUUUAUGUAACAAACCGUUAGACCUUUUGGUUUUCAGUAUAAGUUUAGCACUGGAAAACAGCCAGAAGACAAAUCUGUGCAUCUGCUGCUAGUCUGGUAUGCUCCACAUCUUGAGAAGAACCAUCCAACUAGCUGACAUCAUUAGCAUACGUGAAGGCACCGAUAUUCUGAAGCAUGGCUACUGGACUGAUUCAUUUCCCAGCCUGCAGUUUGUGCUUCAAGGACGAAGAUCCAGUGCCUGCAUAUACUGGUCGAAGAUGGAGAGCUCAGCAGCGCCUGGAGGCUCUUCAGCAGCUUGCUGUAGGUCAGUCUUCUCUUCAGAUGCCUCAGAUUGUGUAUGAAGAUCCUGAAAUUGAAGGAAGGAAUCGCUACAAAUAUUUUGCACGACCUGUCAAGUCUUCUAAGCUGCCUCCAACUGGUGUUCUAGAAGCUGUUGCCAGUACAGAGACAAAGCCGAGUGUCCAGUCAGCUGCAAGAGACAGACGGGUCUUUGUCCCCAUGUUCCGAACUCUGGGAACACAGACAGAUUACAGGGAUGGUGAAGCACAGACAGAUCCCUAUUCCCCUGAAUAUAUAGUUCGCAGUGGCUCAGUCCCUGAAAUUCUGACACUGGCUGUACUCACUUGGGGCCGGGGGCUGCCAGCAGGACAAGCUGAGAUGGAGAUUAUUGACCGCAUCCGGGAAAAACGUGCUUGGGAAGCAGCUCUGCCACCCAUGGACAGUCCCUCAAACGUCGCAAAGAGGUUGAAGAUGAUGGAGGCUAUGGAAAGGAAGGAGUGGGCCUAUAGAGAAGAGGAAAUAGAUAAGUUGCAGAAGGUUAAAAUGGAACUCUUUAAGAAGGUGCUGUGGAGGCAAGAGGAGAAUCAAAAUGAGCUGAAUGCCAUGCGCUUGAACAACCACUGGCAAAAUCAUCAGAAGGCUAAAGAAGAGAAAAUAAGAAAGAUUCAGCAUGACUGUGCAUUAAUGCUCAGGAAACUGAUAGCUAAGAGGAAGAAUUGUAUGGGAAAGCUGGAACGACGAGAUAUCAUCAAAGAGUAUAAUGACUUUUCAUCAGAAACAUAUGCUCCUUUGUCUCGAAUUGGUUUUUUCCCAGACAACAAUUCUGACUACUAUGCUGUAAAAACCUUCUAUCUUAACACCUUUGCAGGAUUGUGUGAACUGGAAAAAUCUGUCCAGCAUUCUCUCUCCCAGUUCAAGAUUAAAGCUCCGAAACCUAAAUGCACUAUCACUAAGACUGGCUAUAUUAAAAGGUCAGGAAGACUAGAUGCAGUCCUGACACAAGUUCACCAGGCACUACUGGAGAAGAAGAAUAAACUCAAGGAGCCAAAGAAGCCUCCCCCUGUCUGUGAAAAAAUAGAAAGCCCUGUUCCUAAGCCACCCACUCUAAUCCUGGAAAAACCAUCAAUUGAGGAAGAGGAAAUAGACCUGGCGGUGAUCUGUCUGCAGAAGUUGCUGCGAGGCAGGGCUCUUCAGAACAUGAUGUUUGAAGGGAAGGAGAAGCGCCUGGAUCUGAUCCAAGAGCUGCGCACCACUCACGCGCUCCAGGAGGAUGGACAGCUGCUCUUGACGGCACAGAAGCAAAUGACACUGUCCUUACAGCGACAGCAUGAGUCACAAAUGCGCCAGCUGUCAGCACUGGAAAGAGACUUGGCCACAGUAGAAGGAAGGACACUGGCGAACAUGCUUGAUUUUCUGUCCAAAGAGCUGGUGAGGCUGCAAGAAGAACGGAAGAACCAUGCUUUGGCCCUGCUGGCUCAGAGACAGAGGCGGAUGCGGGAAGCAGAGGAGAGCGGACGGCGGCAGCUGGAAGAGAGCCAGCGGCAAGAGGAAGAUGAGCUUUUCAGACAGGUGGUGCAUAUUCAGGACAGAACUAUUGACACCUACUUGGAAGACAUAAUCCUGAGCAGUAUGGAGAGGACAGCUGAAGAGCAGGCCAGGGAAGAGGUUCAGAAAAGGGCUGUAGAAAUCAAUGACAUUGCUUACGAAAUGGAAAGUCGUCGAACUCGCCUACAGUCAGAAGAGAUUGUAGCAGAGCUGGUUUACAAUUUCCUGAUCCCAGAGGCUGAGAAAAACUUCAUGAGAGAAAGAGUGAGGCAGUCCCAAAGAAAACACAUCUAUGCUGCUCAUCAGAUCAUCCAUGGAGGCACAGAGAGGGCUCUGGCUGAUCUGGCACCGCAUCAGGAGGCAUCUGCCCCUGAGAGAGAGGAAGAUUCUCCUGCUGGGACAGCUGCUGGACCAAGUGCAGCUGACAGCACUCACCCUGCCACAGUUGCACAUGAACUCGGACAAGGAUUCCACAAGGAUCCUACAGCCUCCUAGGACAGAAGAUGAGUGAGUUCCCCUUCUCCUGUGUGAUUUGAGUUAGGAGCAUGGCGAGGGAAAGGGAAGCACAUUAUAUUUACUUUUUCAGGGCACCCUGAAUGGAAAGCCCUCUCUCUCCCUUGGGCUGUCCCUCCUGCUGCCUGCCAGCAGUGCUGUCCUUGAACCAUUCUGUAUACAUUUUGGUGUGGCAGCUCCCUCCACUCCCUCCCUAACUUGCUUUGGACUUCAUUAGCCAAUUUUUCUCUUCUGAUUAUUUAGAGAAGCUUGAGUGAGAAAGCAGUGUUAGCAUUCCUUGUUUGUUUUCCUGGCACAGACCAAUAAAAAUCUGCACCUGGGCUUUUGGUGGUAUUUCUUUGCUUCAAUAGCAUUAAAUGAAAAAAUACUCCAUAAGUGGGAAAUUUUGAGUCAAGAGCAUCCACAGACAAGUGUGUCCCACUGAUUUCCUUAGU